Molecule: messenger RNA, 2718 nt
Organism: Mus caroli (Ryukyu mouse)
Lineage: Eukaryota; Metazoa; Chordata; Mammalia; Rodentia; Muridae
Gene: Kcnrg
Product: potassium channel regulator
Biological process (GO): protein homooligomerization; negative regulation of delayed rectifier potassium channel activity
Cellular component (GO): endoplasmic reticulum
Molecular function (GO): protein binding
Source: RefSeq, a predicted model, not a curated record
GUUGGGAAAGCCAUCUUUUAACUGGUACCUAAUGUUGGGAUUGUGUUGCAAAGUGUCACCUUAACUGUAUAAGCAACCCAGUUGACUAUUCCUGCAGAAAUUCAAGUGUAGUAAGACUACCCUGACAAUCUGUGUUAAUAGAAGAGACCAUUUGUUAGCCACCAGGUGAGGCUGAUGCUAUCCUCUCUGCUCACUAAGAGAGAGAAUGAUGCUCACAGGACAGAAGUACUGACUCUUCUCUCCUUGCUUAGAAGUCAAAUGAAAACAAAAUAACCCACCCUUAACUGCUUUUAGUCAGCCUUGUUUUUCUCAUGAAUAGAAUAGGCUCUUGAAGGCCCACGGAGUGAAAUGGAUUUUAGCCAAAUCUGGGCCUCAUCCUUCAGUUUUGGUGGAGAAGAGGGAUGAGAAGCUGGCCCAGGAAAGUGUCUGCUGUACCCAACCAGCCAUGAGAUGGUGCUGCGCAUUCUUAACAUGAGUCACGAUCUAGCUAUUAAAUUACUAAGGGGGUUCUAAAACCAGAUAGUGUUUUCUAUAAAUUUUAUCUUGGCCACAAGGGCGUGGCAAAUGUCUGCAGAGAGAGUGGUUUUCUGCUCCUGAUUACAUUGAAAUACUGGUUUACUUUAGGGUUUCAAUGGAGAAUGAUUUCUUCAGUGCUGGAGACAGCAGGAGACAGGAAGAAAGGGAUCUAUUUGAAAACAUGAGAUAUACUGACAUUCUGUUUCACUUGCUGCUCUUUCAAUUUACAUACUUCAAGUUCCCAAGCAACUCACACUUGCAAACACAGCUAUGGAUACACUAUUUGUCUUGACAAUAGUUACCUUGGAAUUUACAUCUAGUUUUCUAUCUCCACUCCCCUGUUUCCUAAUCAUAUAAAGCGUGGAUGGUAGCAGGUUGAGUUAGAGAGUUUUUAUGAGUCUGUGUUAUUGGUCUGUAGCCACUAGUGUGAAGCUAGGCAGGAUGAGUGGUCAGGACCUAGUCACUUUGAAUGUGGGAGGGAGGAUAUUCACAAUGAGGCUCUCUACCCUCAAGCAGUUCCCUGCCUCUCGCUUGGCAGGCAUGUUAGAUGGCAGAGACCAAGAGUUCAAGACAGUUGAUGGCCAGAUUUUUGUGGACAGAGAUGGUGCUUUAUUUAGUUUCAUUUUAGAUUUUUUGAGAAAUCAUGAGCUUCUGUUACCCUCGGACUUUUCAGACCAUCAUAGGCUUCAGAGAGAGGCUCUUUUCUAUGAACUUGAUUCUCUUGUUGAUCUCUUAAGCCAAUCCCUGCUCCAAUCAAGAUCUGCUGUCAUGGAGGUCCAUUUCCUAAACCAAAAUACUCAAGCCUUCUUCAGAGUGUUUGGCUCUUGCAGCAAAACAAUCGAGAUGCUAAGUGGGAGGAUUACAAUGUUUGUGGAGCGACCCACAGCACUGCCCGGGAACAGGAACUCCCCUCUGGCUUUACCUCCACAAAGACCUUCUCACCACGAUCUGCUUUUCCACUGUGGCUCCGAUGGCACUGCUGAGAACCAAGCUGGAGUCAGGUACAUUUCCAUAAAGCCUGAUAAUCGAAAAUUGGCCAACGGAACAAAUGUCUUGGGCCUACUGGUGGACACUUUAUUAAAGGAAGGCUUUCAUCUGGUCAGCACUAGAACACCGGCCUCUGGAGAAAAAAGUGAAUGUUAUGUCUUUGAAAGGAUAAAAAGCCCUCAAGUCCUUGGGAUGAGUAAAACACCCAAAUCAGAAAUUACCACCAUGCCAGCACCAUCUCAGAAGUGACACUGUUCUUUGGACAUUCCAUAUCGGGGGCUGUCUGUCAGAUCUGUACUGUGUAACUUUGGGUUCCUCGAGCAGUGCUUAAAGCCACAGUGCCUCUUCUCUUAAAUCAGCACUGGACUUUGUGCUCUGGCCCUUGCUUCUUUUGCCAUGAACCCUCAUAGUUUUUAGAAAUGGGCUCUGGACUUGGACUGUGUCUAAUCCUAGUUUAGUCAUUUAUUAGCUAUGUGACUUAAUUGAGACAUUUCUGUGUUUUAAUUUUUAUCUAUUAACUAGGGACAAAAAAAAGUAGCUCCCCUCACAGGCCUAUGAGGAGGUGGUUAAAGGAGACAAAGUUCUCAUUAUGUUGCCCGGCAUGUGGUAGGCAUUCAGUAACUGUUAUUAAUGAUAAUGAUCAUGGGUCACUUGCUUUCAAACCCCUCUCUUCUCCAGGGCCUUGUUUUCUCCCUUGCCUUUUGCUUCUCUGCAGUGUCAGUGCCUUAGAGUUCUAUUGCUAUAAGGAGACACCAUGACCAUGGCAAUGUCAUGUUUUUAUAAGGAAAACAUUUAAUUGUGGCUGGCUUACAGUUUCAGAGAUUUAGUUCAUUAUCAUCACAGUGGUCAGCAUGGUAGUAUCCAGAUGGACAAGGUGCUGGAAAAGCCAAGAGUUCUAAAUCUUGAUCCUUAGACAACAGAAGGAAACUGUAUCACCCUGAGCAUAGCUUGAGCAUAGGAGACUUCAAAGCCCACCUCCAUAGGGACAUGCUUCCUCAAACAAGGCCACACCUCCUAGUAGUCCCUACUCCCUAUGGGCCAAGCGUUCAAACACAUGAGUCUAUUGGGAGCCACACCUAUUGAAACCACCAGUCAGUGAUUGAACCCUCAUGCAUACAAAGUAAGCCCUCUAUGACUAUGAUUGUACUCCUCAGCAGAUGAUCCUUCUGUAUAGACAUAUAUCAUCAUAAAACCAGGUUUCAAGCCGGGUGGUGG